GGCACGCCCACAGCUUCGGUAUGAGCCAAUCCUAGGAGGAGACUCGGCUGCGGAUUGGCUCUUUCUGCUGGAGUAGGCGGGCAUAGCAGGGCGGAAUCCGGAAACGGCGGCGCAGGUCCGGGAGGAGCUGAAGACAUGGCUGAGCACCGGAGACGAGUGUUUGUUGAAAAAGUGCUGAAGAAACUUUUUCCUAAUGUUUCAAGUAGCCAAGAAAAGGGGGCACCUGGGAUUGUGACCUCAGAAACACCACUCAAGAAAGUGACCUCGGAGAGAGUGAAGUCUAAGCAUUUUCAUUGUUUAACAGAUGGCAGUGACAUUAAGAUCCAGCCACAGCGCCAUCUCUAUACUGUGAGUUUGCCUCCUGAGGGCUACGUACCCUGCUUACCAGAGCCCAACAGCUGUGCUGAUUGUGAGAAGGCCUGUUGUACCGAUGAUGCAGAAGAUCAAGAUCCUCAUGAUCAACGAAAGAAAAAAAUUAGAAAGCGUAAACUGAAGAAAAAAAUUAAAAAUUCCAAUAAUGUUCAUGUAAAACAAGCAGAAUCAGAGCAACAGAGCCUUUUACAAGCAAAAUUACAGUCGCAGCAUACAGAUGGCCUCACAAUAAGCAAAAACAAGAAAAGGAAGCUGAAAAAGAAACAGCAAAUUAGAAAGAAAAGAGCCGCUGGCUUAGGGACCAAGGCCUCCAGUGCCAGCUUUACAUACCAGCCUAAGGAGAGUGGCAGUGACCAGGAAGAUAUGCCCAGGGCUGCUAGAAAUAGAGUCCCCAAGGCCAUGGAGGAGGCCACAGGGGAUGCCAGCUCAAAGGAUGACACAGCCCCCACCCAGGAAGACAUGGAGAUCACUGACAGGAAGGUUGAUGGCAUCCUGAACUUUCUGAAGUCAACCCAAGAAAUGUAUUUCUGUGAUGGUGUCUCCAAAGACACGGAUUCGGCUAUCCAAGUGGAAACUGCUGAAGAGCUGCUCCACUGUCUUGAGUCUCACUGCAUGCCUCCCUCGGAUGUGCUCAUUGUGGACCAUAUGAAAACACUGCUACAUCUGCAUGACACGACAAGACUGCAGCGGGCCCUGGAGCUGCUCCCGGAGCACUGCACAAUGCCUCUCGACUACGCCAGAGUAAUCUCUGCCUUCUUUAACUACUGGAUUACACAUGUCCUACCUGAGAAAAACAGUGAAUAAAACCAGUAUGUCUUUUUAAGAAGAAUUAAUAUUUUCAAGAAAAUGUAAAUGACAAAGUUGACUGAGGGUUCAUUCUUAAAUACAAAGAAGAUUAAAUUCCUAAUAUUUUCUUUGUAACUCUAAUCCUGGAGACUUUGAAGACACUUCUGCCAUAUAACUUAUUCCUGUGUUUGUACAUAAUGGGUAAGAUUAUGAGACUUUAAACAUCUGAGACUGUAAAUGAGAAAUGGGAUAAAAUUGAAAAUUUCACUUAUUUGCAAUUGCAUGUCUUGAAUUACUACAUAAAACUUGAUUGGUUUUCUAAUUCCUGUAAAACACUGAAAAGGGACACAGUAUUAAACUAUAUAGUUGUUUUAGUCAUUUUUUUCAAAAUGCAUAACACCUAAAACUUAAAGGAGGUAUUUAUUUUAGUUCAUAUGUCAGUCCAUCGUCAGCUGACUCUAACAAAGAAACAGAAUGGCAGAGGGCUUGGCAGAGGAGUAGCUGUUCACCUCAUGACAGCCAGGAAACGAAGAGACAAAGGAGGAACGGGAAUGAGAUAAACUCUAUUGAGUCGUGCUCUCAAUUACCCACCUUUUCCUACCAGGCUUCACUUCCUGAGAGCAAGUCAGUGGUAAGCCUCCGUCAUCCAGUCACCUCCCAAAAGUCCCGCCUAUGCACUAGCACAUAAGAUUUUAGGGGAAAGUCUGGACAUAAAUGAUAACAAUAGGUUAUAUAAUUAAAGUUGUUGGUUUUUUUAGUUGUUACUUGUUUUUAAUCAAGUUUUAAAUCACUUUGAGUCUGAAAAUCUUAAGGAUUCCUUAUGAGUAUUAAAAACCUCAAGUUAAAUUAAUUUGAUUAUAACUGAAUGUAUUUUAUUAUCUCCUCUACCUUGAAAAUAAUGUCAAAAGCCUGUUUUUCCCAUUUUCGCUUUCCUAUUUUAGCUUUGCCUAUUUUUAGUAUGCCUAACUAAAACUUAUCAGUUCAUUAGAAUGUUUUAGGUCAUUGACUCAAUCCAUGAAAAAAGUAACUUUAUGGUAAUAAAGUAUAUGCUACACAGCAUUUACCCCCAUUUUUAAAUGUACUGUUGGAUAUUUGGUGGCAUUAAUUCCCUUUGCUAGACCAGCAGUCCUCAUCACCAUUCAUUCCUUUCUGUGGCUGAAGACGGUUCCUCAUUGCACAUGUGAAGCAUGUUUUAUGUGUCUGUCCGUCUAUUGCUGGACUUGGAUUGUCUUCCGUUUUGCCUAACAUGAACAGUUGUAGGAACAUGUAUGCAUUUGUGUGCAUUCUUCUGAGGAGCACAGUUGCUUAUCGGAUGGUAACUAUGUUUAACUUUUGGAGAAACUUCGAGGUUGUUUUCCCAUGAUGGACAUUCUCAUUAUCAGUGGAUGAGGGUGUUAGUCUCCCGCACCCUGCCUAGCACUUAUGAUUUUCCAUUUUCUUGCUAAUAGCCAUCCUGACAGGUAUGAGGUCGUAUCCCUUGAUAGUUUUCAUUUUUGUUUCCCUAAUGACUAAUGAUGUUGGGCAUCUUUUUAUGUGCUGUUGGUGAUCUGUGUUUUUGGAGAAAUGGGGAGAAAUGUAUGUUCCAGUCAUUGCCUAUUUGUGAAUUAGGUUGUUUGGCUUUUAGUAUUAUUGUAUAUGUUUUUUAUAUAUUCUAGUUUUUAAUUCUUCAUCAGAUAAAUGAUUUGGAAAUAGUUAUCCCAUUUCUGAGGCUUGCAUUUUUAUUCCUUUGAUAUGCUGAAUUUUUAAAUUUCUAUGAAUUUCAACUUCUCUAUUUUCUCCGUUUUUGCCUGUGUUUCUAGUAUCUAAGAAAUCACCACAAACUCAAUAUUGUAAAUAUUUUACCUUGUCUUUUCUCCUUAGAGCUUUAACUCUUACAUUUAACUCUUAGUUUGACUCAUUUUGACUUUACUUUUGUAUAUGAUGUACUUAAAGGGCUAUCUUUUUCUUUGUAUGUAGGCAUCCAGCUUUCCAGCACCAUGGGUUAAAGAGACUGUUCCCAGUAUAUGUCCUUUUGUCAGAAAUUAAUUAACAGUAUAUAUUAGGGCUCUUCUGAAAUUAAGACAUGUAACCCCUCCAACUUCUUCCUUUUUUUUUUUUUUUUUUCGUAUGUGUGUGUGGUACUGGGGAUCAAACUCAUUACCUUAUGCUUGCCAGGCAGGCACUUAUGCCACUAGCUAAAUCUCUGGCCUCCAACUUGUUCUUUUGUAAGACUGUUUUGCUAUUCAAGAACCCUUGAGGUUCCAUAUAAAUUUAGUCUGGGCUUUUUCUGUUGGUGCAAAUAAUACUUUUUUUUGGAUUCUUGUAUGAAUGGCAUCACUUGCCCUCAGAAGUAAAUCCGGAAUGACAUCUUCCACCUCUCUGAACUGAGUCAGGGAUGGAAUCUUUGGACCAUUGCACUUUGCUCCAUGCACAGUCAAAAAGUGAGGACAGGUCUUAGAUUUGAUCUUAUAAUCAAUCUGCACUCAUCUGCCUGUGAAGACUGGUGAUCAGCUGUGUCCUACAGAAAUAGCUUGAGGCAUGAAUGCUGAGCAGACUCAAAGGUGUAGCCACGGCACUUUUACAACUGCUGAAUCCAUCUGAGCCCAGCCAGCUAAAACUCAGAGCCUGUGUAUGAAAGGAGAAGACAGGAUAUCCUGGUGUCAUUGCUGCCAGGUCUCCAACAGAAGUCACUUACACUAUGUAGAACCUUUUGAAAACAAAUGGUUCUGAAGAUGGGUCCUUUUGUGACCAUGACCAAGUCAUACCGCCCAGCUUAGCUAGAAUUGGUGAUUGGUCACACGUAGGCCUUGACACCAGGACAGGUCCUAGAAAAUCAGUUAAUGGCAAAUAAAGUACAUGUUAUCAGCAGGUUCAUGUCAUGAAGACAGGACGCCUGCCUCUACCAAAUGUGAUACUCAGAGGAAAGGCUACUGAGAAGAAUGCUGUAGAGCAUUAUUACUGUUCCAUGUUUUGGCAGCCUUGGAGGAGAUGAUGUCAUCUGCUGCAGUAUGCUACCCAUCCUGCCUCUUCCUCCUCUAACCCUUUUCCAAUGAGUGAGGAAUUACUGCCACAAGGAUGCUGGUCCUAGUCUGUCUCCCUUCAGUGACACUGAUGCCUAUUUUCUUCCUCCACAAACUUCAGUGGCCUCACCGGCCAUGAGCUGUCAAUGUACAAAGUGAAACCUACCAUUUAAAGAACCUUUUCGAUAUGUGUUUGCCAAUAUGAAAAUAAAUAUUGACAGACUCAUAAUCUUAAUUCUGAACAUGUAACAUGUAUCUUGUAAGUAUGAACCAUUACAUCUUUAAAAUGCCCUGUGAAUAACUGCUGUUUUAGGAGCAGGGAAUUCUAAUUUACGGACCCUUUACUUGAUUUCACAGAAAUUCCUAUGACUAUGUCUGUGGAUUCUUCUAUAUCCGUUCACCUGACACUAAAAGUACAGAGGAAUAGGAACAUUAUUGAGAUGGUAGGAAAAUCAGUAUUCACUAGUUUUGUGUAUCAUUCUAAUUCCAAAAAGAAAAACAUGUCUUCUAGAAAACAAAACAAGUGAAUCUUGUCUCUGCUGUGUCAACAUAAACAUGAUGAUCUGUUUAGCCCUGUUGCAAUUGAAAAUGAAGUUGCUGAGUUCGAUCCCUGGUACCGAUAAAAACGAAAAAGACAAAAAAAAAAAAAAAAAAGAAAAUGAAGUUGCAUACUAUUUAGGUCAAUUUAUCUUCUACAGUGGUGCAAAAUAUGCAUGCAACCAUGUAAUUUAUUUACUCUGAACCUCAAGUUUUAAGACAAAGAGAGCUGUUGGUUCUCCUGGAGAAGCUUUGGUCUUCACAUUGAGCAUUGCUUCCUGGCUCCGGAGGGGAAGACAUGUGCUGCUUGGUCUCCAGGAUGAACUCGUCACGCUGCUUCCUGGCAUGUACCUGACUGUGCUUGUCGAAGGAGGAGCUCAGGGCCUCCGUGUCGCUGAGGACAGCUGUGGUGCCUUUCAGGCUAGCCCUGCUCCUUGUUGUGAGUGUGACUUCUCGGCUCCAGCGUAGAACCCUCAUCCCACUAGCACAGACCCUUUAUCCUGCUGGCAUAGACUUUCUGGCUUCCACCACUGACCUUUGGGUCUUCCUGGCACAGAUCCAUAAAAGAAACUGGCGUGAGUCCUUCUUGUGGGCUCUGGACUUCCAGUUGGACUCGUGGAGGCAUUGUCCUGAGCUCUGGGUUUUUAUCUAGACUCAUGUGGGACAUUGCCGUGGGGUUUAGGCUCUUGACUAAAUAAUCUAUGUCUUUGGUGUUGCAGAUAGAUUUCCUGCAUUUCCCCGUGUUAACUUCUGGUGACCAUUAUAAAAAUAUUAUAAACUCCA
Messenger RNA from Cavia porcellus (domestic guinea pig), 5477 nucleotides. It is a transcript of the gene Erich1, whose product is annotated as glutamate rich 1. The coding region runs from base 136 to 1176 and encodes 346 amino acids. The record is from RefSeq and is a predicted model, not a curated record. The transcript is spliced from 6 exons. NCBI's taxonomy places the organism in Eukaryota, Metazoa, Chordata, Mammalia, Rodentia, Caviidae.